UCCCGUGAUCGAACAGCUGUGACGAGUUUGACAGCUCGUCCAGCUCUGAUAUCAUCCCUACCCCACGACGUCGAGUUCGACGAGGACUCGAACGUUAACCGAAACUUACCGAAGUUAACCGAAAUGGUUCCGAGCGAAUGGUAUGGGGCGUAAGAUUGUCAGUCGCACGCCGGUCGUUGAAUGGAGCGGGUUUGGAGACGCGUACAAGGUGUCGGGCGUCGCAGUGGCGUAGGACGCUGCGGCUGCCCCGUGCAACCAUGUCAGUUGCACGUGGACCAACGCGCGAAGCGUGGUGCCAGUGGAUCUCGAAGAUCACGAGGUCCACAAACGAUAGUAUGUGCUUGUCAAGUGCAACCGUGUCCGGUACAUCCGGUAUUAAUAAGAGUUCGUCGUACGAGACAACAACAGCAACCGGUAGUAGGCAACUGCGACUGUCCAAACGAGUUGCAAUCUUGUUCGCACGUACCCCGCGCUGCUGGAUCUUCGCGGAGGGUCAGAAGAUGCGAAUGUACAGAGAGACCUUGUCGACAUACAGCCAGUGGUACUGUCUCUCAACAACAACAGCAACAACGUCGUUUAGGGACUUCGUCUCCUUUGGCUGGUUCCUCGAAUCAAAUAAGUCAACAACAACAACAACAACAACAACAACAACAAUCGAUAACCGUAGGAACGUCACAACAACAAGAGAGAUCAUCGAGCUCAGUUGUCGAGCAGAAUCGUACAGACGGCGGCGAGGCGCCGUGCGAGUGCGACUGCGACGAGCAAUCAAGGCCUUGCUCCCACGAGCCAAGGAUGAUGAUGAUCACGACACGCCGUACAGCAACGGCUACUCGCGCAACCUGCGAAUGUGGAAAAACCACGGAAAACGUUGACGAGGACGACGAAGAUAGCGUCGCUGGAACUCGACCGUGCUCUCAUAAACCACAAACCGAAGGCCGUAUCAAACGAGUUAAAUACCGUGUUAGACGUGCUGGUUGCGCGAUGGCCAGAUGCACGGCCGAGCUCGCGAUGUUGCACUUGCACUGGGAGCUCGCCUCCGAAUGUGCGCCAUGCCGGCCACGGGCAUUCACCAGAAGACUCUGUAGAAGACAACAGAGUGAUAACGAACUGUACAGAAGUAAUAGUUUCAAGUUUGAAAGGUUCGAGAGAAGCAGAGAUGAAUAUGCUACGCCGUUGAAGAAACAGGUCUCUUUGUGCGACGAGUAUAGUUUACCGGUCGAUUUCGUAAACAAGAAACGUCCCGCCAGUGCUGCGGCUGCAACUUCCUCGUCGAUUCAGUGGACUUUGCCAAGUCCUACAGUCGAGAACGCAGAGAUUGAAGUCGUGGAACAAUACAGCGAUCCUAGAGAUAGCAAAAGUAAGGCUUACAUCGAGCCAGGAGCUGAGACUUCAUUGCCAACGAUUUACAGCAGAGUAAAUCGGAAUUAUUGUCGACCAUAUACAGAUCCAUCUGCUUCCGGGUCGUCUUGCGAAGAUGAGAUCACCGAGGAACGUUUCACCGGUGCUAGAAAACGCAAGAACAGUUUGCACGCGUCGAGCUCGUUACGCGCUGCUUCAGUAGAAAGCGACAGGCCACUAUCGACUGAUGGUGUUCUCGUUGAUUGCGUUGCGUUAGUUCACCUCGCUGAUCAAUCCUCUACGGAUUCCAAUCAACCCGCUCGUCAUCCGUCGCCGUAUUAUUACGGGGAUCUCUUCAAAGUACCGGAACAUCCGAUAAGAUCACAGCCGAGUAAAUAUAGAAAGAGUGUGAGUCUCGACGUGCCCGAGGAACGUUCGAGAACACCCGGUAUACCGAAGAGAAAUUCUCUGGCGGGUGAUGGGGGUCCCUAUUCGCCUCAUCAACAGCAGCAUCAUCAACAUCAGCAGCAGCAACAACAGCAGCAGCAGCAUUAUCAACAGCAACAGGGUGGACAGCAAAAAGGACAACAGCAACAACAUCCCCAACAGCAACAGCAGCAGCAGCAGCAACAGCAACAGAAUUAUCAGAACCAAGAUCUAGUGAGCCCCACAUCGGGGAGCGAGCAUGCUGUCCCAGAUAGAAACAGCGAGAUCCUCUCGUCGUGCAUUAUCACGGAGUGGGUUCACACACUCAUGCCUCCACCUAGGCUGCUGAGCCAUGAUCUUCCGAGUACCGUUUGUACGUGCGUUGCAUCAGCCGAGGAAGAAGAGGAUGAGUUAGAUCGACGACAGCCGCAGAGUACGCGGCAACAACAGCAAACGCAACAGCAUCAGCAGCAACAGCAACAACAGCAACAACAGCAACAGCAACUCCUUCAUCAUCAUCAUCACCACUAUCACCAUCACCAUCAUCAUCAGACAGCACCGCGGAAGUUACGACGUGCCAGAAGAAUAGAUCCACAACCGAUUCUCGUGGAGGACGAGGACGACGUGGAGGGGGAGGACGAGGAAGAGGAGGAGGAGGAGGAGGAGGUGGUGGUGGCUGGUUUGGAGGAAGACGAGGAAGAGAUGGCGAGGCAACGUCAUCUCUACGAGACAGCCUUCGAUUGCAAGGUCAAUCGUUCUGACGACGACCUCGACGAUCUCGAUCGAGUUACCAAUCAUCCGGUACUGCAUUCGCAAAUAAGAAGCAGUAGCGCUUUGGCCGUGAGUCGAACGAGUUCGUCGACCGACCCGUCGAAGCAGCAACAACAACAGCAACAGCAACAACAGCAGCAGCAACAACAGCAACAGCAGCAGCAGCAGCAACAACAACAACAACAACAACAACAACAAAUUCCUUACGCUGGUCAACCGCAUUCGAGCAAAGACCAUCGACGCAAAGUCGUACUUCUCCGCCCAAAACCAAUUCCGAGCCGUCUUCAACAACAACAACAACAGCAGCAGCAGCAACAACAACAACAAUCAGACAAUAUUUCGACUCUGUCCCAGGAUAUCGAAUCCCUCCAGAUAAACUCGAGCGAUGAAAAAACUGGCUCGCCGAGACUUCCUGCGAGAGGUUACACGCCCUCGCCGCCAUCAACGGCACCCCUACCCGCGAAAUUUCAUGGGAAUCGCGAUCACCUAUUGCUGAACAUACGCAGCGCACCUAAUUUGCCAUCCCAACCUGAUCAUCCACGUUUGAAGGAUAUGAGACUGCCCGUGAAGUCUACGUUACGUGCCAAGGAUUCUCCUCAAAGUAGCGAGGGCAGCAUUUUAGAGAUCAAGAGCCGACCUAAGAACUUCGUUCAGGAAAACGUCGAGUCAUCUCAAGGCCGUCGUUUCGACAAGGAACUCAUUCUCGAGUUCAAGAGCAGGCCAAGAGACGAGAGACAACGUCCAAGAAGUUUGAUACGCGAGAGCAAACCUAUCAUGGAGUUCAAGGGUAGGCCUCACGAGGCUGAGAGUGACCUUGCACGUCCAAGAAGGGAGGCCGGCCUUUUGGAAUUCAAAUUACGUAACAGCAGGCGCAGAGCUGGAUAUUCUAGUACCGAAAGUAUGGCGACCAGUAGUAGCGGCGGUAGCAUGGAGUCUUUGAGAAGCAGCACCAGCGAAGGUAAUCGAUCUACGAGCAGCUCGGAAAGUCGUCACAGUACCAGUCUCAGUUCUCACAGCUCCGACAGCGGUGGUACAAAUUGUUAUCACCAUCAUCAUCAUCAACAACCGUCUUUAACGGGCUUCCUGACGCAUCAUGCCAAUAAACUUCAUAUACUUUCGCCGAUUUCGGACAAGUCCUCGCAGGAGCCAGCCUCUGAGACCUCGGACAACAAUCGUAACAACAAUUCCCAAAAGGCAUCGCCUGAGGAAAGCAUUACCACCGAAAAUAACGUUAUGCUGACCAACAAUACCAAUACUAACACGAAUACGAAUACGAAUGCAGCCAACACAAAUACAAAUUCCGUCACGUCUCCCAUGGACACGUCCUUUAAAAAGAGACGAACUCCUCAAAACAAGAAUCUGAUUAAUUUAGCUCUCCAAUCGUCGUCUUCCGGAGAUGCGGAAAUUCAAGGCUCCGACAGUGGUAUCUCCAUCGAGUCCCGAGCCGGUAUCAAGUGCAAGCCCUUUGGUUUUCACUUGGUAAAACCCCAAUUGGAUAACAUCAACAUAGUCGAUAACGAACCGGAACUAUCCGAUUUGCCGUUUGACAUGCCGAAACUUCGUAGACGAAGAUUGCUCAUGCAACAGGAUGCAACAACAUCCGGUAGCGCGACAAGUGUCGAUUUGAGAGAUUUGCCCUUUGACAUGCCAAAACUUAGAAGGAGACUUAGGUGCACUCAAAGCACCGAAUCUAGUGCAUCUCAAGCUUCUUCGAGUUUAUCGGUACGCGACGUCGAACCAUCUGCUCUGUUUGGCGGCGGUCUGGCGCGUCCAAAGAUGACUCUGAAUCUGGAAGCUGGUGGAAAUGCUUCCGGGGGUGGAACGAACGUCGGACAACUGGCGUUAAAGAAGCCUGGAGGACUUAGCCUCGGAUUACCUUUAGAAAUGAAUGUUGCAAGAGGAUCAGCUGAUCUAGUUGAUGUCGAUUUACCUUUGGAGAGACAGGGGUGGUAUCAUGGUUCUAUCACGAGAAUCGAAGCCGAAGCUGUUCUCCGACUUCUUCGCGAAGGAAGUUACUUAGUGAGGAACAGCGAAUCGACCAAACAAGAUUACUCGUUGUCUCUCAAGAGUGCCAGAGGUUUCAUGCACAUGCGUAUACAGAAGAACGAAGAGCUGAACGCUUACAUAUUAGGACAGUUUAGCAAACCCUUCGAAAGUAUACCAGAAAUGGUUCGUCAUUUCAGCGUGAAUCGGCUUCCAAUACGUGGUGCCGAGCAUAUGUGUCUUCUGCAUCCUGUUAUAGCACAGCUUUUGUAGCGCAUCUAUCGUAGCGCCGUUUAAAUGGAGGCGCUGCCUUUCUCGAGACACUUUUUGAUAAUUCGUAGUUUUCUUGUGACGAAUGAAGUAAAACAAACACAAAUACCUCCGGCAUAGCUCGAUAAUGAAAUAGGAAGAAAGAAAGAGAGAGAAAGAGAGAGAGAGAGAGAG
Messenger RNA from Vespula pensylvanica (western yellowjacket), 4962 nucleotides. RefSeq lists its product as uncharacterized. NCBI's taxonomy places the organism in Eukaryota, Metazoa, Arthropoda, Insecta, Hymenoptera, Vespidae. Bases 181 to 4791 code for a protein of 1536 amino acids. Gene Ontology annotation, molecular function: phosphotyrosine residue binding. The transcript is spliced from 9 exons. The record is from RefSeq and is a predicted model, not a curated record.